UCGCCAUUUCACAAACAGCCAAACUACAAGAGACUGUGGUGUUAUGGUAAUUUAUGUGGUACACAGUCGUAAACAAUGUUUAUCGCAAACUUAACGGUAUAAUUUACAAAACAAACGUUGUAAGCUGACAUUCACGCACAACAGCCAUAACGGAGGAGGUGAACAGAACGGCGGGCCACGUGAUGUGACGUCACAGGGCGAAGGUGUACACACACACUUGUUCACGAUAGUUGAAGCAUUGUGAUGAUAUUGGCUAUUUCAUGGAGCGUUGGGAUUAUUGAAAAUCGGUGAUACUUUUGUGGAAUAAUGGAUGUCUUAAGCGAAGACCAAGCAUUACAGGCUGUUCUUGGUCGAGACCUAGGUAUAGACAAUGAAGCUCUGGACUUCCAACAGUUGGAAGACUUCAUCACCAAUGGAGAAAUGUGCCUCCCAGAGGAGGCAAUUCAAGCGGUGGCCUAUGGAACAGGUCGACCCGACCAGUCAGGGAUGAGUGACCUGAAGCUGAAUGUUCGACUCACAUCGCAUCUGAACCCUCAGCCCCAGACCACACAUGCUCAGAGCAUGUACUGCAGCGUGCCCAACACACGCGUCAACUUCGACCCCACGCAACACCAUGUAUAUAAACAUCACACAUCUCUGCCAGACAGCCCUCCAGACUCCGGGUCUGAGCCAUAUUCUCCCCCAGAUGGGAACCAGCACAAUAUGCAAGACCCCAAGCCACACUCGAUGGUUCCAGUGACCACAAUACCCGGCCCGAUGUACCCCCAACACAGAACUCACAUCCAGAUGCCAGGGAAGGGACCACCCCCAGGACCACCCCCGGGGCACUUACCAGGCUACAUGCACGAGCCCCCCAAGCUUAACCACCUGCCCCAAACACAGCCGCCGCCCACACCUCAUCCCCACCCCCACCAGAUGACACCACCUCAUAGCCACCAGAUACUGAACCCCCACUUUGGCAGCAUAAGCAACCUUCAAGGCCAGCCUACGAAGAAGCGCAAGUACCCUGACUCCCCCAACAACACAAUGAUGACCAACAUGCUCAACGGCAUGAACAGUAUUGUCAGCAUCAAGCAGGAACCAGCAGGCCUGGACCCUCCCGAUCUAUUUAUGAGGAAUUCAUGUCCUCUCCCAGGCCAGUCACCAUUCCCUGGUUACGCAGUGCCAGACUGCAGCGGGGACGACGACUACUCCUACGACAUUGAUGGCAGCUUCACCGACAGUACAUAUCAAGUUAUUAAAUGGCAGCCUUAUAACCAACAGAAGUAUAGUGUGUUGACAGAUGGAGAACUCAAGGACAUUCCAACACCAUCAUAUCGUGUCGACGCAGACAAAGGGUUUAACUUCUCGGUGCCAGAUGACGCCUUUGUCUGCCAGAAGAAAAAUCACUUCCAGGUUACAGUUCACAUUGGAUCCCUAGCAGACACUAAAUAUGUCCGAACAACAGAAGGAGUGAAAAAGAUAGAAAGCUUUCAUCUGCAUUUUCAUGGUAUUAAGAUGGAGUCAGCAUCACAAGUCAUCAAGAUAGAGCAGUCACAGUCGGACAGAAGUAAGAAGUCCUUCUACCCUGUCAAAGUUGAUGUGCACUCUGAUCAGGUUACCAAGGUUACCGUUGGUCGGCUGCACUUUAGUGAGACCACAUCCAAUAACAUGCGCAAGAAGGGCAAGCCUAACCCGGACCAGCGCUAUUUCAUGUUGGUGGUGGCACUUCAGGCCCACAGUGGGGAUAACAGCUACCUGGUCGCAGCCAGCAGCUCCGAGAGGAUCAUUGUCAGGCACUUUUCUUUGCAGGCAUCCAACCCUGGCCAGUUUGACAGUGAUGUGGACGUAUUGUGGUCAAAGGGACACACCCAGGACUCUGUGUUCCACGUCGGCAGAGUUGGCGUCAACACUGACCACCCGGACGAAGCCAUGACCGUCCACGGCAACCUUAAACUGACCGGUCACCUCAUGUCACCAUCAGAUAUUCGGGCCAAAGAAAAUCUGCAGGAGGUGAAUACGAAGGAGGCGCUACAGAAGGUCCAGCAGCUCCGCCUCUACAAGUACCAGUACAGCCAGGACUACGCCGAGAGUGCCGGCAUCGAGGACAACCAGCGCACCGACACCGGCGUCAUCGCGCAGGAGAUGAUGGAGGUGUUGCCAGACGCCGUCCAGGAGACUGGGGAUGUCAUACUGCCAAACGGUCAGCGCAUCGAGAACUUCUUGGUUGUAAGAAAGGACCGGUUGUUUAUGGAAAACGUUGGAGCCGUGAAGGAGCUGUGCAAGCUGACGGACAACUUGGAGAACAGGAUUGAUGAACUCGAGGUCAUGAACAAGAAGCUUGCCAAACUGAAGCGAUUUGAUAGCCUCAAGUCCAACAUGAGUUUGAAGUCUGUGUCCAGUGUUAGUACCGUUAGCAGUAGUGCGCCACCAAAGAAAUCACACUCAUAUCACCAUGGCAACAGUAAGCCUGGGCACAAGCACAGCCGCCACCAGGUGCCGCCUCCCAGCAGAGUGAAGUCGCUGUGCAGCAACCGAUUCAUCCAAAUCACCAUCAUCAUCCUCAUCCUCAUCAUGGCAUUUUGUCUGGUAGCAAUCACCACACUGUACAUCUUAGAGCGGCGGAAUACCCAGGAACUCUCCAAGGGCUCAUCGGUAGUUGCUGCAUCACAGGGGACGACGUUACCAAAAAUAAAUACAACAGCGCUGCCUAUGAUGACAUCAACUACACUCCCUCCACGGCGCGAUCAUACCACACCUAAACUCCGACCAGAACCUCCCACAACUACAGUUCCCCACUCUGUGACGACGAUGACAAUUCCAGCCUACCCUGUUUGUACUGAGUGUGAGCCUCGCUGCUGUUCCCCGCCCCAGGAGGACGAGCCGAACCCACAUCAACACAAGAAUCCUGUUCCACACUCCAAUGUUGUGACUCAGAAGACUACUCCCCACUACAACACGUUCACAAUCGACAUUCCCAAUGAAUCGCAAAACACCCCAAUCGUCAUCAACAACGAUGGCUACCAUGUCAUCAACAAUGAUGACAACAACAUCCAUCACUACUACAGGAAGAAAAGAAAUACUGUUCCCGAAGACCUUUUGCGACCCCAGAUUGUUAUCAAACAACUUAACUUCACAAUCGGCCCUGAGUAUUGCAGGGUGCAAGGGGCCUGUGAAGGUCGCAAUAAUUCCUACCUGGCCAAGGUCAGCCGCUUCUUCGGUUCCAUGCCCGUCACCAUUCAAUUCAAGACGGACCGACCUGUUCUGGUUGCCUUCUGCAAUGACUCCUUCACCCCAUCAUGUCUUGAAGCCAGCUCCGGUAGGGUCUCGGAUAAGGGAUACAAACUUACGAGCACAAAUGCUGAGUUUGACCUGACCAUCGGUCUCCAUUACACAAGCACCUACAAGUUCAGAAUCAGCCCUGACAAUAAUCUAAACAUCUGUUCUCUGACUGCAAACAACCCAGAUGUGUAUGAAUAUAACUUGACAUUCAAGAGACAACUAUGCGCCGAGAAUCAAGAAAGUUAAAGGUUGUAUAUAACGAUGUGCGUUGUGCACACAGCAGUAACACUGUCGUCAGUGUUCCAGACACACCUGGAUAAACUCUGUCCAGGACACUCAGGGUUCAUCUUGCUAGGACUUAGAUCCACACAAGGAUCUGUUACUGAACCAUGGAUCCGUUACUUAGACAUAGAUCUGGCAUUGUUACAUGAAUCCGGCAUUGUCAUAAGGAUCCAACUGAGAAACGUGGAUCCAUUAUUAAGACAAGGCUUCAAGAUGAAGUGGAUCCAUGGAUACAUUGUUGAUACAUGGAGCCUGUAUGAAGAUGGGGAGCCAGUGCCAGUUUUCAGGGAGUGUUUAAACGGCUGUAAAUACAGCUCAGACUUCAUCAUGUUUGACGUCAUUGUUUACAAUAUAUGAAAGGCUUUCGAUUACUGUAAUGUGUGUAUUCAUUUAGUAUGUCACCACACUUAGUUAGAAACAACCUACAUCCAGAUCAAGCACCCAAAUACUAGAGCAAUGCCAAAACAUAUAUCAAGAUAAUUUCAAAAUGGAAUCCUUUCCUUACAGGGGAGCCUUAUAAUUCACAAUUUGUCCGUUUUCCGGCACUUACAUCAAUUUGUAUUUUGUAUAUAUAACAGCAUACAUACAUGUAUUUAGAUAUUCAUGACUGUCAACAAUCUCAUUGUUUUGCUGUCUUUGUGUAACGAUGUGUAUUGCGGUUCUUUGUACAAAUAUGUGUUUAGUAAUUCUCUGUGCAACAAUGUGCUACAAUGUAUAAGGUUUCACCUCAUCGUGUGCUAUUUCCAUAUAUAAACCACUCCCAGACCCUGAUUGUAGGAUGUGCAUUGGUGAGUAUUUAUCACGGUGAAUAUUUUGCCAAGGAGGGAGUUAUAGUCUUGUGAAUGUUGAAUUUGUUUUUUUUGUUAUGUUAUGAAUAGCAAUAUUUGUGAUCUCCUUUUGUGUAUAAAUCUUUCAACUUUGUUAUCUGUAUCAUCACAUAUAAACUGCUUUUAUGGCCACAUAUUAGGGUGUAGUCUCGGGAACAAUGGAUGGGAUGUAGUUAUUCUUACACAUGUUUUUGGCUAGGUACCGAACACAACCAUCUCAUUCCAUUACAGUUUGCGUCAAAGUAUUUUUACAAAUAUUGGAAAAUAAUUUCUUCAUGGACAAAUUGUCGUGUUUGUAAAUAUCCCGUUAUCCAUGAUGCUUGUUUCUACUGAUGUCACAACUGCAUGAUGUUUCUCAUGUAAUCAUUGUCCACGGAAGGUUUAAGAUAUUUUAGAUACUUGUCCCUCCUUUGUACGCAUGGGUGGAUACAGAGGGGGGGGGUGCACAAACCCCCUUUUUAUUUCGAAAAAAAUCUUUAUUUCUGUAUAAAUUACCACCAAAGACAAUAAAUAGAUCUUAAUUGUGCACCCCCCCUUUUCAAAAAAGAUGUAUCCACCUAUGGUACGUAUAAAGAUUUGAACAUUUCUUGCUUCCCUGAUGCUGUCAUAGUCAUUAUAUAUGUAUAAACUGCAUAAAAUAAAUUUCAUGUUUUCUUGUAAAUUUUCAGUAUAUGCCAAAAUGUGUGCAAUUCAUAUUUUCAUAUUGCAUCAUAGCAGAGUUGGGGGUAGUAGCAGGUUAGGAAUAAAAUAUUUCACUUUCUAUAUUAACAAUAGUUUAAGAAUAUUACAAUAAACUUGCCAAAGUAUGGAAUAAAAACAUCCGAAAAUAAAUUUUAUCAAAUAAAACAUCUAUUGCUGAUAGUUGUCUAGAAGAUAGUAUCAGUCAUUUUGUCAACGAGUGUAUGAAUACCAUAAGAUGUCUUAUUAUAAUCAUAAUAUUUUGGUCAAGUUGAAUCAAUUCUAUUCAAUUAAAUUGUGGUACAUUGUGAAGAAUAUUUCCUCAAUCACAUUCCUGAUAAGAUUUACAUGUUAUAAAUUUUAAAUUUUUAAACAGAUUUCAUUCCAAAGUACAACAAUGUCAAGUUGUAAUACAAAUUGUGAUAUUAUUUUUGUAUUUCAAUUAGUGAAUCCUGUCUAUUGAUAUAGUUAUUGUUAAUCAUUUGAUUUGUGAAUUUCAAACUGUAAAUAGCCAUAUUAUGUCUUACCAAAUGGCAUCUUAUCCCUGGUGUUAUGCUAGUACAUUGUAUUCCUUCAUUAGGAAUAUUGUGUUGUAUAUAUUCAUUUAUCACAUAGCAAGAUGUAGCUCAGUCUGAAUCUCAUGAACAUUGGAAAUCAAAUGGUAUUAAUGACAUACACAAAACUACUAAUGACUAGCAUUGCAUUUCUUUACUAAAAAAUGAUCCACUCUUUGGCAAAGCAACUGCCUAAUAAAAAAUUUAAGACAGUUUGUCGUAAUUCUUGACUGCAAUAAUCUUGAGAUUAAGACCCGAAUUAGUAAAUAUACUGAAGAAAAAAAGUUAGGGAUCAUAAAUAUAUUUUGGAUAUUUUUAUGUGCUUAGUCUUCACAACGACAAAAAUAUCCCAAAAAAUAUUCAUGAAAUAUAUGAUCCCUUACUUGUUUUUGUUCAGUGUACAUAAAGUUAGACUCAACAGAUACUCCCAGAGAGAAAUAAGCAUAUUUUGUUUAUUGCAACAUUGUAGGUACAAAUACUCUUUAUUAUGACGUUUUCCCUAUGUUGAGAUUAUGUUUUUUACGGAAACAAACUGGCGGAAAGAACAAAGCGAUGUUGAUCAUUUUUUUUGUUUCAUUUGUUAUAACAUGGUUCUCUGUAUUGUCUUUAUUUAUUGUAAAGACUCAAGACUCAAGACUCGAAAUUAUGUUUGGAAAUUCACUGUUGGUACGAGUGUGUUUAAAUUUGAAUGAAGUCAUGAAAAUGCUAAUGUGAUUCAGAGUACAAGUUAAACAUUAUGUUGGUAAAUGUUAUUUUUCAAAUAUUAGAAUAAUUCCAUUUAUAUAAUAUUGAAAUAUGUGUGCAAGUUGUUUACAGUUAACAUGUGUACAUAAAUAAUGUUUAUUUUAAGUUGUAUUAUGACAGAUUAUGAAUCAUGAUCAUUUCAAUAAUUGUAGUUUUAUGUGGAAAUUGGGAAUAAUUUCAUAUUAUUUACAGACAGUGACUGAUACAUAAUGCUGCACAACCUUUGAUAAGGAUAUUCUCAGUGGCUACGUGGCCAUGGUGAAGUUUUGCUUGGAGUGGUCACACGAAUAGUAUUUAGAACUGACAAAUUUCAGCAUCAUUUCAGCAGAUUCUGUAGAUCAUGGUAAAAAUAAACAGCGUUUCUGUAAAUUGAUGUUCUCUGAGUUUUGUAAUGGUUUGAAAUAUGCAAUAGCCUUAUCAGAUGUUGAGAAGUAUAUUUCAAACAUUUUGUCUCUUCAGUGACAGCUCUGUUAAUAUAUCAAUGAUCAACCGACUUAGAAAUACAAUGUGCAUUCAUCACUUUGUAUCUCAUGCUUUCUUCAAUACUCAGUCUUAUACAUGUUGUAUUCUUUAACCAUUAUUGGGAGCAUUUGUAUUUGAAAUUUGUGUAUAUAUUUCAAAUUCUCAAGUCCAAGAUGCUGAAGAAAAUGCACGUUUAAUUUUUUUAAUGAGAAGUUUUUGCGAAGUUUAGUCCACACCACCUGAUUAAGUCCUGUUACUUAUGUUAUCUUUUAUUAUCAGACAUUAUUGAGAAAUUUCUUAACCAAUUGAAAAAUUUGAUUCCGUCAGUGGUAAAUAUUUGUCUGAGAAUGCAAUCGGCUCAGAGAGAAAAUAUGUGAAAAUGUUCAUCAGAUGUUCUCACGUAAAUGUCAAGUAGUCCUUCAAGGAAGAUCUUUUUACACCUCUGCUUAUGUAGUCAGAUAAUUUGUCAUUGGUCGUUUCUACGCAUUCCUGUGUUACCAAGGUACAUUUUUCGACUGCUUUUUGUGCUCUUUGCAGAUGAAUAUCAAAACACAGCAGUUAUUUGUCAUCUUCAGUGUAAAAAAGCAACACCAUUCCACAUUUUCAUAAAUACAACACAUUCCAAAUGAAUAAGAUGUGUGUGUACAUAGAACAAAGAAUGGCUGCUACUCGUCUGAUACAGAGUUGUCUCCCUUUGUACAUGCAUUCUGUACCCAGUGACACGACCCCAAUAAACAUGUCUUAAAAUCA
Haliotis rufescens (red abalone) is the source of this 7558-nucleotide messenger RNA. Its product is annotated as myelin regulatory factor-like. The transcript has 23 exons. Gene Ontology annotation, molecular function: sequence-specific DNA binding; DNA-binding transcription factor activity. The record is from RefSeq and is a predicted model, not a curated record. The coding region runs from base 307 to 3507 and encodes 1066 amino acids. NCBI's taxonomy places the organism in Eukaryota, Metazoa, Mollusca, Gastropoda, Lepetellida, Haliotidae. Gene Ontology annotation, biological process: protein autoprocessing; positive regulation of DNA-templated transcription. Gene Ontology annotation, cellular component: endoplasmic reticulum membrane; nucleus.